UCCGGUUGGGCCGGCGCUUCCGGUCUCGCGCCUGCACGCGGACGGUCGCGCGCCCGCCGCCGCCUCACCAUGAAGCCGAGAAAAAAUACCAAGCGGGCUCCAAGCUUUCGGAAGCUGCUGAAGACCAGUAAGGUUAAACUUGACAACAAGUUGAAAAACAAACAAUAUAAACAGCAGAGCACCGCCAAGAGGUACCGCAAAGAGCAGAGGAAACUGAGACAAGCCGUCAAAGAUGCCAUCUCCAAGAAUCCCGUACCCGAAGAAAGCUUAAAGAAAAAGCAGUCAGCACGGACAAUCGAGAAUGAAGAAGAUAAUGAAGCUCUUCCGUUGGAUAUGUUGGAUGAAGAUGACAUGCAGCUGUUGGACGAUUUGGCUCAGAGAACGUCCUUUCUGACGAGAGAUCUUUCUUCACCCGAGCCUGUUCGUUCCAAGAAGCGGAAGAAUGAGAAUGUCAUCGACAAAUAUGAGAAAAUGCCAAGACGCCUGGCAGCUGAGCCAGAAAAAGAUCUGAUCCACUUGCUUCCUAUUAAAGACAAGAAUAGAAUUAUUCCACAGACCAGGGAGAGACCAGCAGUUAUCGUUGAAGAAGAUGUUGAGCAGCAAGAAGUCCAGAUUGAAGAAGCGGUUACUGCCGAUCUCAGACCUAUGCUGACCACAGAAGAAUUGUUGACUGAGAGACGUGAGAAGCUGCGAGAGAAGAAAGUUCACAUUGCAGCCCUGGCAUCUGCCAUCCUAUCGGAUCCAGAAAACAACAUUAAAAAAUUGAAGGAGUUGCGGGCCUUGUUGACUGAACAGGAUCCAAGCAUAGCCGUGAUUGUGCGGAAGUUGGUGAUGCUCUCUCUGAUGGAGAUAUUUAAAGACAUUACUCCUUCGUACAAAAUUCGAGCUCUCACUGAAGCAGAACGAUCAGCCAAGGUCCGGAAAGAAACGCAGAGACUAAGGGAAUUUGAAGAAGGCCUAGUUAGCCAGUACAAGUUCGAUUUAGAAAAUUUGGAGCAAAUAAUUAAAGACUGGAAACAGAGGAAGUUGAAGAAAAGUAACGUGAUCUCCUUCAAGGCAUACAAGGGUUUGGCCGAAGUUGCAAUCCAGAGUUUGUGUGAGCUCCUGGUGACCCUUGCUCAUUUUAACUUCCACAAUAAUAUCAUCGUGUUAAUCGUUCCUCUUAUGAAUGAUACUUCAAAAUCGAUUUCUGAAAUGUGUUGUGAGGCGGUAAAGAAGCUUUUUAAACAAGACAAAGUGGGUCAUGCCUCUCUUGGUGUCGUUAAGGUCAUCUCCGGUUUUGUGAAGAGCAGAAAUUAUGAUGUUCGGCCAGAGAUGCUAAGAGUAUUUCUGUGCCUAAGAAUAAAGGAAGUAGAAGUAAAAUCAGACACAGAAGCUAUUACUACAAAGCAAAAGUUCAUGCACUAUAAGGAGAAGAGAAAAAAUCUGUCAAGAAUGCAAAGAAAGUGGAAGAAAGCAGAAGAGAAACUGGAGAGAGAACUGCUGGAAGCAGAAGCGUCGGAGAGUGCAGAGAAGAAACUCAAAGUGCACACAGAAACCCUGAAUAUGGUGUUUUUAACUUUCUUCCGAAUCCUGAAGAAGGCCCAGAAGUCAGCUCUCCUCCCAGCAGUGCUAGAAGGUCUUGCCAAGUUUGCUCACCUUAUAAAUGUGGAAUUUUUUGAUGACUUGCUUAUGGUUCUACACACCCUGAUUGAAUCUGGUGAUCUGAGCUACAGAGAAAGCCUUCAUUGCGUUCUCACCGCUUUUCAUAUUCUGUCUGGCCAAGGCGAUGUGUUAAAUAUUGAUCCUCUGAAGUUCUAUACUCACCUGUACAAAACACUGUUUAAGCUACACGCAGGUGCUUCUAAUGACGACGUGGGACUUGCCCUCCAGUGCUUGGAUGUCAUGUUGACCAGACGCCGGAAGCAGGUUUCGCAGCAGCGGGCCCUGGCAUUCCUAAAGCGCCUUUCCACCCUCGCUCUCCACGUCCUCCCCAAUUCCGGCCUCGGCAUUCUGGCAACCGGCAGAGUGGUGCUGCAUGUUUUUCCGAAGACCGAUCUCUUGUUCGACAACGAAGGGCAAGGGAGCGGUGUUUAUCUUCCAGAGCUGGAUGAGCCCGAGUACUGCAAUGCUCAGAAUACUGCCCUGUGGGAAUUGCAUGCGUUGCGGAGACACUACCACCCAGUGGUGCGGAAAUUUGCGGCCCACUUGAUUGCUGGGGCUCCAUCUGAAGGCUCCGAAGCGCUCGACACAGACUUGAGUCGGAGGACAGCUACUGAACUUUUUGAGACUUACGAUACGAAGGACAUGACAUUUAACCCUUCAGUUCCCUCAUUUCCCCAAAAAAUGAAGCGGCAAGGCGUUGUUCUUUUGGAACAAGACCUGCUGAAACAGUAUGGAGCAUCAGAAUGCUAAGAGGCGAGGCACAACGUGACAACUGAGCAGAUCCACCAGGAACCCCACCGUGACCUCCAGGGCCUACAGCGUCCCCUUCUCCUGGAUCUCCCCGUUGCCUCUCAUUCUGGCCGCGUCACCGAGGAACCUCCAUUCCCUAGCUGCUGUGCACCACCCUCCCAGGAUGGAGAAAAGCAGCCACAGCUUGCAGUCUCGUCCACCGAUCCUCAGGAAGACCAGGAGGCUGCAGUUGUGUCCGUGGGAUCUGAGCUGCAGGGAACCUGAAAUCCACUCCUCCUGCCACUGCACCUUCUGGAUGUUUGUUUUAGUCUUUAUGUUGUCUUAGUGUUUUGUUCUAUUUCUCCUUAGGUAUCCGUCGCCAUUCUCCUCUCCCCAACUUUAUAUUUUUAGAUCUUGAGCCCCCUGGGGGCCUGGGACUGUGUGUGAUUCCCACAUGAAUAUGCUUUCCCAGUUCUCAGGACAGUGCGCCGCACACAGUAGGCACUUAAUAAAUCCUGUUACUGCAGUGCUUUGCACACAGUAAGUGCUUAAAGAAAUGUUAUUGCUACUCUGACCUCUCUGCUCUGAAAGCUGGACUCCCCCCAAGCCCCAGUUUUGGACUCUUGAAUCAGACCACCAGUGUCUGCGGAGGACCGGGCGUGGUGACUUGGUAGCCCUGGGUUCAAUUGCCCAACCCCUGCCCAGAGCCACCGGAAUUAGCGUGGUCUGGUGGAUGGAAUAUGGGCCUGGCAGUCGGGCGGACUUGAAUUCGAAUCUAGACUCCACUGCCUGUCUGCUCUGUGACUAUGGGCGAGUCACUUAACUUCGGUGCCUCGGCUCCCUCAUCUGUAAAAUGGGGAUUAAG
Molecule: messenger RNA, 3238 nt
Organism: Ornithorhynchus anatinus (platypus)
Lineage: Eukaryota; Metazoa; Chordata; Mammalia; Monotremata; Ornithorhynchidae
Gene: NOC3L
Product: NOC3 like DNA replication regulator
Biological process (GO): DNA replication initiation
Cellular component (GO): nucleolus
Molecular function (GO): chromatin binding
Source: RefSeq, a predicted model, not a curated record